UGACUCGGGACCUCCAGGUUAUCACUUGCACACACUGCCACUGCAACUGGGGAAAUAACUUCGUAUUUUGAUCUCUCACCUUCUGAGUCUCAUGGUAAUCUGUGGGUCUUCAUCGAAAACAGGUUUUGGUCGCCGACCCAAGAUUCAAAGAAAGGUCGUGGUAUGCGGGGAUGGCGCUUGCGGAAAAACGUCAUUAUUGAAUGUCUUCACGAGAGGUUUCUUCACCCAAGUCUACGAGCCAACCGUCUUUGAGAACUACGUGCAAGAAAUAUAUGUAGAGGACCAGUCACUGGAGCUCAGCUUAUGGGAUACCGCCGGACAGGAGGAGUUUGACCGGCUACGAUCGUUAAGCUAUGCGGAAACGCAUGUUAUCAUGAUUUGUUUCUCUGUUGACAACCCGACAUCACUGGAGAACGUCGAAACGAAGUGGAUCGAUGAAAUAGUAGAAUAUUGUCCAGGCGUAAAGCUUGUCCUAGUUGCCCUUAAAUGCGAUCUUCGCGAUGACCGAAUUGUUCGUGAUCGACUUGCUCGAUAUGGAGCCCAUACAGUGCAGUAUGAGGAGGGUCUUGCAGUCGCCCGUCGAAUACGAGCAUCGCGGUAUCUUGAAUGUAGUUCGAAGCAUAACAGAGGUGUCUCCGAGGUCUUCUACGAAGCUGGACGCGUGUCCUUGAGCACGCGUGCAAAGGGGUCUGGGUCUGGGUGCGUGAUAAUGUGAUUAUUGAUAAACAAUAUCACGUCGGAUACAUAUGUUCAUAGUUUUUGUUUCGGACUUGCUCAGGGCUGUGCUCGCAUACUUGCUGUAUUUUUACAUUACUACUCUACUAAUAACACGACACUUGAAUGCAUGGGAUAUACG
Suillus clintonianus is the source of this 856-nucleotide messenger RNA. Its product is annotated as small GTPase superfamily. The record is from RefSeq and is a predicted model, not a curated record. Lineage: Eukaryota; Fungi; Basidiomycota; Agaricomycetes; Boletales; Suillaceae. The transcript has 10 exons. Gene Ontology annotation, molecular function: GTP binding; GTPase activity. The coding region runs from base 92 to 715 and encodes 207 amino acids. Gene Ontology annotation, biological process: small GTPase-mediated signal transduction.